CUGUACUUGUAUUUAUGCUACUCUUAUUGUAUCCAGAAUCUUGUUUUUAUUAAAUAUUUUAUAUUUUUUUUUUCUUGCUCUAAAACAAAUAGAUAUCAAAUUAUCAUAUAUAUGAAAUUACUUCACUCUAAUUCUCUGUUCCUCUAUUUCAGUCGCCGACGACACAAAUUGGGUGAGUAUCGAUUGCGGGAACGACGAUAUUUUUCUCGACAGCCAACUCGUUCUAUGGGAAACCGACGAUCAAUACACCAACUCCGGCAUCAACAAACGGCUUCAAUUGAAUCAACCGCUCAAAAUCAUGGACACUCUACGAUCCUUCCCUUCCUCAGCAUCCAAACAAAAUUGCUACAAGUUACCAAUUUUCAAACAGAAAUUACGUUACCUCGUCAAAUCAGGCUUCCUCUACGGCGACUACGACGCCCUAAAUCGUCCCCCGACGUUCGAUCUUCACAUCGACGGCAAGAAACUGUCGACGAUCAAAAUUUCAGCGGCGGAAGAGAUGAUAAUCGAUGAAUUAGUUUACGCUUCGAAGGAAUCUGGAGCUAUGAAUCUUUGUUUCGUGGAGAAGAAAGACAGCGGUGUUCCUUUCGUCUCUUCGAUUCAAGUCGUUCCGGCGGACGGCGGUUUGUAUUCGAAGAUGCAAUUGAAUGAAACCUUUCGCCUCGUGGCUCGACUCAACUUUGGGGAAAACCAAAAAUGGGCUCGCAAGUUUUCAAUUGACGAUAAAUACGAGAGGCUGUGGACUUCCACGACUCCGGCAAACUGUAACAUCGUAUCAACCAAUAUUGAUUACAAUUCACCGGAAAAUAAUCCUCCACGGUUUGUGAUGGAGAACGCCAUCGAAUCCGACGUCGUUUCUUCUCCGAUAAUCCUGACCGUCGAUCUCCCUCAAUCCUCGUCGCAACCACAAUCAACUUACUUCGUGUUCUAUUUCACCGAAAAACUUAUGGGUUUUAGCAACCAUAGUAGAACCAUGAACAUUCUCAUCAACGGCCAGAAAAUGUCCACCGUUACGACGGAUCCUAACAAGUGUACGGUGAUUACGUUGUAUCCGGUUUCUGUUAUAGGGUCGACGGUGAAUGUUACCCUCGCAUCUGCUAGUUCCACCGACUUGCCACCGUUGAUCAAUGCAAUGGAGGUUUUUAGUAGGAUUUCCAUGGGCGGCGACAGUGGCGGUAUAGGCGGCAGCGAUCCAACGGUGCACUUUAAUUACAUGUCCUUUGUUUUGAUGUUUAGUGCCUAUGUUUUGGUUUUUACCACUUUACUAAGUUAAUUAUCAACCCAUAAUGGUGUGUAUUAUGUGGACGUAAUUAUUGUUGUCUACUUACCAUAUGAAACCCACCAUAUGAA
Messenger RNA from Benincasa hispida (wax gourd), 1350 nucleotides. RefSeq lists its product as uncharacterized. Lineage: Eukaryota; Viridiplantae; Streptophyta; Magnoliopsida; Cucurbitales; Cucurbitaceae. The record is from RefSeq and is a predicted model, not a curated record.